Molecule: messenger RNA, 657 nt
Organism: Fusarium sp. VM40
Lineage: Eukaryota; Fungi; Ascomycota; Sordariomycetes; Hypocreales; Nectriaceae
Source: the annotation of a GenBank genome assembly
AUGGCCGGCAAGAAGGAGAACACCAAGAAGGUCGCGGGCAACGCCCGUAAGGCGGAAGCUGCUGCUCAAAAGCAGGCCGCCGAUGACGCCCGCCAACAAGCUGAUGAGGCCGAUAAGUGGUCAAAGGGCGCCAAGAGCAACGCCAAGAAGGAAGCCCAGGAAGCUAAGGCGGCUGAGGCUGAGAGGAAGAAGGCCGAAAAGGCUGCUCUAGCGGCCGAAGACGAUGCCAAUACUCCUGCAAAGGCCCCUAAGAAAUCCAAGGCCCCCGUUAAAAAGUCGCGUGGUCUUGACCUCGGCCAGCUUGACGGCGAUGACAGCAAGCCCUCCGCCAUUAGCGCAACCGGUAUCGACAACGCUCUCGACGCACUGUCCCUGGCCGGGGGCAAGGACGACAGCAAGGUCGACCGACAUCCCGAGCGACGAUUCCCUGCCGCGCUCGCUCAGUACCAGGAGCGACGACUCGAGGAGAUGAAGAAGGAUGGUAGCGGAGUUGGCUUGCGCCUGGAUCAGAGGAAGACCAGAAUCAGGAAAGAGUUCGAGAAGCACCCCGACAACCCUUUCAACCAGGUGACCGCCUCGUACAACGCUACGAGAGACGAUGUGGCAACGAUUCGGGAACAAGAGAAGGCCAAGAUCGAGAAGCGACUCGGACAGUAA